This is a messenger RNA of Ooceraea biroi (clonal raider ant), 2951 nucleotides long. RefSeq names its product UDP-glucuronosyltransferase 2C1. The record is from RefSeq and is a predicted model, not a curated record. Lineage: Eukaryota; Metazoa; Arthropoda; Insecta; Hymenoptera; Formicidae. Gene Ontology annotation, molecular function: UDP-glycosyltransferase activity.
UUUUUUCCAAAAUUCUUUUUUUUCGAUAUUUCGUAAAGGUUUUGCCCGAUCAAUCUAAUACUUUGGAAUAAUGUUUAGAACAACCUGGAACAACCUUUAAAAGUUUGAUUUUCGAAAAAUGGGGUGCCAGGUAAAAAAAUUGUUUUUUUCAAUUUUCCGCGAAAAUUUUUAUUAUAUAAAUUUGAUCUUCUGGAACAAUUUGGAACAAGUCUAGAACAAUCUGGAACAACUUUUAGAAUUUCAAAAUUUCAAAAAUGGGGUGCUAACUUCACACAGGUACCGUCGGGCCAACAUGAUAAACGUUGGGCAAUCAACAUAAAUCCAAUAUAAGACCAAUGUUUAUGUGCUGCUCGGGGUGGCUUCUAGAUUUUGGAGUAAAUUUUCGUUUUUAGGAACCCCAACAGAAUUGUUGACUAAUACAGAUAAUGACUGCAAUGACUGGAUAAAUUAUAUUUCCAGAGGAAAAAUAACCAGCCCUUGUUCGGAGUUAUUGGAAACGGCAAAAAUCAUGGAAAAGUUAUUUCAUGAUUACCACGUACGGUUCUGCUAUUUGUAAGGAGCCAUGGAUUUUUAAAACAUUAGCGUCAAAAAUUAUCAAAUUACAAGACAAAAAUUGCCUAGUAAUACCAAACAAGGUAUUAUUAUGCAGUUUCUUCGUCAUUUUAAGAAAUUGUAAUAAUUUUAAAGGUCAUGUAAAAAUAAGAAAAAUACUAAUGUUUCAAUCUUUUCCAUUUUUAUGCGCUCUCGACAUUUGCGAUAUUCUAACCAAACGAUUUAUGUAUGCAAGUGGUUACGAACAAAAGCGAACGGCUGCCAACAAUGCUAAUAAAGAAGCAUUAAGGCGAACUGCGCAAAAACAUAGAAAACGAAUGCAACUUAAGUAUUGUAUGUCCAUUGUUGCAUACGAUUGCGAUAAUCCUUCGAUCUUCACUACAUCAUGUAUGUAAUCAAGUCACACUUGUAGAACCAAUGCAUUGCAGUCAUUACAUGUUAUUCCGUCUUAAGACAUGCGCAUAUGUGGUGAUUGCUCCGCUUCAACUUUAUAUUCCUCAUUUUACAAUUUUCAAUAUAACUUUUUUAUUUGCUUACUUUUUAUAUUGCUACAUUAGGUCGAACAUCUGAAUAUUACGAAAAAUGAAAAACAAUUAAGACAAUUAAUACAAAAGAAAAAACCGCAGAAUUCAAAUAAAUUCAAAACACGAGAUCAUCAAUUUUUUAUUUUAUGUGUAUCAAAUCCGACUUUACGCAACAGAUUUCAUAAAAACAAAACAUGCGGGUGCUGCCGAUGAUACUUGUUUCGUUAUUGUGGCUGUUAGUUUGUAGUGCAUAUCGUUUUCUUGGGGUGUUUCCGCAUCAAGGCAAGAGCAAAUUUAUUAUGCUGGAGGGCCUGAUGAAGGGUUUGGCCGAUAAAGGACAUCAAAUCGACAUAAUCAGUCCGUAUCCACAGAAAAAAACCUAUCCGAACUAUACCGAUAUCGCAAAAUUGUCAGUUCCUCUAUCAUUAGUGAACAAUUUGACAUAUGAAUUUAUACAAACAGUGAGCUCGAAUAUAGCGAAAAGUACGGCGACAGUAUUUGGUAAUGAUGUUUGUGAAGCCCAUCUGGGAAAUUCGGUAAUACAAAACCUGGUGCGCGAUCCACCGAAGAAUCCACCCUACGACGCGAUGAUUAUGGAGAUUUUAAGUUCACCUUGCUUUGCGGCCAUCGCCCAGUUGUUAAACAUACCGCUGAUUGGAGUCAGCACAACGUUGAUGUAUCCAUGGCUUCAUGAAUUAAUCGCUCAGCCCGAGAACCUCGCGAUCGUACCGAAUAUUUAUAAGAAUGUGAACUUUCCAAUGAACUUGUGGCAACGUACAUACAAUGUUUUCUCCUUUCUCUACUGCAAGUUAUAUUUCAACUAUCUCACUAUAUCACAAGACGAUAUAGUGAGAAAGUACUUCGGACCGAACCUGCCAAGCAUCCGGAAUAUGAACCUAGCACUGGUCCUCGUCAACUCUCAUAUUGCUCUGAAUGGGAUCCAACCGAUGACACCUGCUCUCGUCCAAGUAGGCGGAAUCCAUAUCCGAGAAGACGAUACGCCGUUGUCGCAUGAAUUAAAGAAAUGGAUGGACGAUAGUAAAGAUGGUUUUGUGUACUUCACUUUCGGCUCGAUGGUGCUGAUGGAAACGUUUCCGCGCAAAACUUUAGAUAUCUUUUACGCCUCCCUAGGCAAGAUAGCACCCGUUCGAGUUCUAAUGAAGAUACCGAAUCCGAAGAAGUUGCCGCCUGGCUUACCCGAAAAUAUUCGUACAUUCCCUUGGUUGCCGCAACUUAAAGUAUUAAAUCAUCCCAAUAUAAGAGCUUUCAUUACUCAUGGUGGGAUGAUGGGCACUAUUGAAGCAAUAGCCUAUGGUGUUCCCAUGAUUGGUAUGCCACUAUAUUUGGAUCAGUAUAACAACAUCAACGCUAAUGUCGCGAAAAACGUUGCUGUGAAACUGGAUGUCUAUAAGAUCACUGAAAAAGACAUGGAUACAGCCCUGAAUGCGAUUUUGCAUGACCCGCGAUACAUAGAGAAUGUUAAAAAUUUGUCCCAAAGAUUCCACGAUCAACCGCUUAGUCCUAUUGACACUGCGAAUUACUGGAUCGACUACGUGAUUAAAUACGGCGAAGAUGUCUUACGAUCGCCCGCCAUGGAUUUGGCCUGGUGGCAAAUAUACCUCAUCGAUGUGGCCGCGUGUCUUUUGCUUUGCGCGGCAGCCAUUAUUACGCUUGCGGUGUUCAUUAUUGUACAUUUUGUGAUGAAGAUGACAAAUAGAAAUCAUUAUAGGUUGUUACAUUCGAAGAAGACUAAUUAGUUGGGUCAAUUCGAGAGAAGUAUUAGAAUAAAAGAAAUAACAUUAUGUAAUGAGUCAUGGAAGGCAAUUAAGGUUUAGCAGAUUUCUACUGGAAAUUAUACUAUUAUAAUAUUAGAAA